This is a messenger RNA of Onychostoma macrolepis, 2126 nucleotides long. RefSeq names its product chromosome 12 C10orf88 homolog (gene c12h10orf88). NCBI's taxonomy places the organism in Eukaryota, Metazoa, Chordata, Actinopteri, Cypriniformes, Cyprinidae. Bases 382 to 1473 code for a protein of 363 amino acids. The record is from RefSeq and is a predicted model, not a curated record. The transcript is spliced from 6 exons.
AUGCAUGGGUGUCUCUGUGGGUCCUGGAGCAGCUGCCGUCGCUGUUUAUUUAGCAUGUGAUAUUGUUGAUGUGAAUGGACGUUGUUAGAUUGAGUUAUGUUUAUAUAAAGACCGUAUAAUUGCUUUUAUUAAACGAAUAACAGUGCUAGCAGUGCACUAAUGGAGUGUUUUUGUUUUGAACCUUACAGCUAAGGUUAAUAUGUAUUUUAACUCAUCGCACAGCAAAUUUAAGGAGCGACAAAACUGAAAUGGUUAGAUUUUAGCGCACGGUAUAUAAUGUAACUGACCCUAACUGUGUUAGAACACACGGUGUAAUCCAGCGCACAUCGCGGCUGGAGUGUGAAUGUUAUUUUGGCUGGCAGUGAAAGUUAAUUUAUCAGGAUGUCCUCGAGUGAAGAUGCUGUGAUCUCUGCACGCAGCUCAUGGCUGUGUUCAUCACAGAAACAGCUGUCUGAUGUUCUCACCACAACACAAGACAACAGUCCAAGCGGUGACUGCAGGUUUGGACAUGACAGGUGUGACCCUGUCUGUCUGGAGAGAGCUGAGGAGGGCUUGCCAUGUGUUAUCACACUUCUGUGCACACCUAACUCUGCAUCUGUGAUCAGCAGUCUUCAGAUCGUCAGUGAAGCCCGCACUAUUGAAGUGUACUCACUGUCUGGAGAAUACUGUGGCACCUGCCGUGGAGAGGAAGUUCAAAGAUCACACACUGAUGGUUCUGAAGAUAAGAGGCAUUUCUACAGGAAUCAUCUGGUGCUGGAAAACCCUGUUGCAUCCUGUGAGGUGAAGCUGUUCUCUCUCGGUGGCCGCUCAUCUGUGGCUAUCGCCCAUGUGGGUGUGGGACUGGAGAUGCUCAAGGACAGACAAGGUGGGCCGAGUAUAGACCCAGGCAUUGACCUUCAGCGUGUGCAGACCAUGAUGGAGGAGAUGGGCAGCACCCUUUCACCAGGAGCGCAGAACCUCAUGGAACUGGUGCAGUGCCAGCAAAAGAAUAAAUCAGACAUGCUCAAUGGAUUCAUUCCUCUGCUCAUGGGAGGAGGAGCCUUGAGCCGUCUGUCAAGAGGAGGUGGGGAUUCUAGUUCUGCAGGAGGAGAGUCAGGCCCAAAUCUACCAUCUGGCCUCGGGCAGCUUCUGUCUACCAGCAACCAGAACCAGACCUCCGGAGCCAUGUCUGCCCUGCUGAGCUCUGAAGCCGGCACGAUCAACCCAGACCUGCUUCCAAUGCUGCAGAGCGUAUGCGGUCAGGUCACGCAGCUCCGACUUGAGGAAGCCACAUCUCCAGAGAGGAAGAAGAAUGGAGAACGUGAGGGUCAUAUAUGUUGUGGAGGGUUUGAGAAAAUUCUGGAGACUGUUGUAGAGAAGCGAAUGGAUGAGAUGGAGAGAAGAUUAAAGGAACAUCUGGACCUGCGUCUGGACGCUCUUCAGCAGAGAUUGGAGGUCACACUUCAGCAGGCACUCUCUAAACAACACCAGUAAACAACAUCCUCCAACACACAAUACUAACCUGAACACUUUUAGCAUGAUCUCCGUCCUGAGCUUUUACUUUAAUGACUACUGUAUUAUUCUGUAAAGGAACAUUUAAUUCAUUUCAACCAUCCCUUUAAAAAAAAAAAAACGGUUGUAACAUUUUUGUUUUGCCAGCAGUCUCUACUGCUUUGUGUGGAAAUGGUUUACGGUUUAACAGCAACCGCUGCUCUUCAUGUGCCCAUCCCAAAGAGACUGUACUUAUAUGGUUUAUGUGGUUAACAGUUUGACGAGCCGGUUCACUAACUUAAGUCCACAAACAGUAUAAGGUGAUUUUCAUAAAUCACAGCUACUUGAAGAACUUAACACUGUUGAUACAAUAUGUAAUAAAUUAUUUUAUCUAAAAGAUACUACAAAUAAUGGAUGCACUGACAGAGUAUUUGUCACUGUAAAUUGCAUUUGUGUAAAUUAUGUUCAUAUGUUUAUACUGUUCAUACUGGAGAACUAAGGACAAAAAAAAAAAAAACAAUAUUAAAAAUGUUUAUACUAAAGAAUAAUAUGUAUCCGACAAACUCUUGUCAUGUUUUUAUCCUGUCAAACCUUACAUCACAUUGCAUGAUUUAUUUAAAUUCUCUUUUUGAAUAAAUUUACUGUCUGAAGGAGAA